Fusarium pseudograminearum CS3096 is the source of this 1314-nucleotide messenger RNA. RefSeq lists its product as uncharacterized. Gene Ontology annotation, biological process: regulation of peptide transport. The coding region runs from base 1 to 1314 and encodes 437 amino acids. Gene Ontology annotation, cellular component: membrane. The record is from RefSeq and is a predicted model, not a curated record. NCBI's taxonomy places the organism in Eukaryota, Fungi, Ascomycota, Sordariomycetes, Hypocreales, Nectriaceae. The transcript has 4 exons.
AUGUCGGCCUUUUCAGAUGAAGAAUCGCAUACACGCGAACGUCAACAUGGACACGACACCGACGAUGUGGCUGUGCCCUCAAGUCCGCUCUUGGAGUCGAGAUCAAGAUCGCCAGUUGGAUUGAGGGCCAGAUUGGGCUUGAGUGGCGUCGCUCGAAGGACUGUGGGCUUUGCGCUGCUUCUAUUAACGGUGUUCCUAUGGACGAUGUACAACUUUAUCGCCAGUUACAUAUUCUCCGACGAAACUUACAAUAAACCCUUCUUCGUCGUCUACCUCAACACCUCUGUAUUCGCGAUCUCCUUGAUACCAAAGUUCUUCAACUACCUACGGAAGAAUGGCUUCCGCGGACUACGACAUGAUGCGAACCAAGUCUGGAUAGACUAUAAGCAUGGCACAAACUACACAAAAUCCCUGCAUCGAACCGAAGACGAGCAGGCCACCGAGCGCCUGAUAGCGCAAGGCUAUGGAAGCACCGAUGCCGCCCCAUUGAAUGAGAAGCUGAGCUUCAAGGAUACUGCUGUCCUGAGCUUCGAGUUCUGCAUGCUUUGGUUCCUGGCCAACUACUUCUCAUCCGCCUGCCUCGAACAUACCAGCGUCGCGAGCGUAACAAUUUUGACGUCGACAAGUAGCGUAUGGACCCUUAUUUUCUGCUCCCUAUUCGGCAUUGAGCGCUUCUCUGGUGCAAAGAUAAUGGGCGUGGCAGCUUCACUCGCAGGUGUCAUUCUCAUCUCGACGGUGGAUUUGGCUGAGCAGGCCGAUGAGAACAGGGGAUCCUUCCCACACAAGUCGUCUACGCAGAUUGCCCUAGGAGAUGCAAUGGCGCUUCUGAGUGCUGUCAUCUACGGUCUCUACGUGACGGUUAUGAAGCGCAAGGUCCCCAAUGAGGAUAAAGUCGAUAUGCAAAUGUUCUUUGGGCUUGUGGGUGUUUUCAACGUGGUCCUUCUAUGGCCGCUAUUCUUCAUCUUGCACUGGACGGGUAUCGAGCCAUUUGAACUUCCACCAAGCAGCACAAUCUGGGGUAUCAUUAUCUUCAACGCGGUAUCAUCCUUUAUCAGCGAUAUUUCAUGGGCCCUUGCCCUCCUCAUGACAACGCCUUUGGUGGUGACAGUUGGUCUUUCCCUCACCAUUCCGUUAUCUCUGAUUGGCGAGAUUCUACAAUAUCAGCAAUAUUCAAGCUUCACCUACUGGGUCGGUGCUGCGGUGGUUUUUGUUUCAUUUAUCGUGGUUAGCAGAGAAAGCCAUGAUGAAGAGGAUUUAAGACAGGAAAAUGAUCUUGAGAGAUCGGUUGGGGUUGAACAAGUGUAUGAAUCAUGA